Cryptotermes secundus is the source of this 2318-nucleotide messenger RNA. Its product is annotated as cytochrome P450 4C1. NCBI's taxonomy places the organism in Eukaryota, Metazoa, Arthropoda, Insecta, Blattodea, Kalotermitidae. Bases 36 to 1568 code for a protein of 510 amino acids. The record is from RefSeq and is a predicted model, not a curated record. The transcript has 12 exons. Gene Ontology annotation, molecular function: oxidoreductase activity, acting on paired donors, with incorporation or reduction of molecular oxygen; heme binding; iron ion binding.
CUUCGAUGCGCUGCUAGGCAACGGGACAGGCCGCGAUGGAGAGCGUCAUGCUGCUGAUCGGCGCCGCUCUGCUUGUCGUCUCCGUCCUGUUCUUGUUCAGCCACGGAGCCAAGAGGGCGCGGUUCGUGUCCAUGGUGAACAAACUGCCGGGUCCACCGGCUUACCCAAUCAUCGGCAACUCUCUGGACAUGGUGGUACCUCGCAACCGCCUGUUCGAGGUGUUCCAGGGGCGGACCCAGAGGUAUGGACCACUCUUCAGAGUCUGGGCGGGGCCCUUUGCGCAGGUCAACAUUUCUAGGCCAGAACAUGUCGAAGUGGUCCUGCAUGACACGAAACAUAUCGACAAGUCCAUCUACUACUCGUUUCUUCAUCCCUGGCUUGGAGAGGGGCUUCUUACCGGAACAGGAGCAAAGUGGCACUCGCACAGGAAGUUGAUCACACCAACUUUCCACUUCAGAAUUCUUGACAUAUUUGUUGAAGUCUUUGUUGAGAAGAGCGACAUCUUGGUGAAGAAACUGUUGUCUAAUGGUGGAGGGAAGGAUUUUGAUAUUUAUCCUUUCAUUACACACUGUGCACUUGACAUCAUAUGCGAGACUGCUAUGGGGAUACAAAUGAACGCUCAGGAAGAAAGCCACUGCGAAUAUGUGAAGGCGAUUUAUGAAGUCAGCGAGUUGACAAUGCAGAGAGCAAUGCGACCAUGGCUGCACCCAAAAGUAUUUUUUGACAUGACUACCCUGGGGAAAAGAUAUGUACAGUGUCUCAGUGUUCUUCAUGGCUUCACCAACAAAGUAAUACAGGAGAGGAAAAGUCUAAGACUAAAUGGCACAACUGAAACCACAACUUCAACAGCAGACGAUGGGAUUCUUGGCAAGAAAAAGAGGCUGGCAUUCCUGGAUCUGCUGUUAGAAGUUUCUGAAAAUGGAGCAAAGAUGUCAGACGUGGAAAUUAGAGAAGAAGUCGACACUUUCAUGUUUGAGGGACAUGACACGACAUCAGCUGGCAUCUGCUGGACCCUGCUGUUACUUGGGUCACAUCCCGACAUACAGAACACAGUGUACGAGGAGCUGGACCACAUCUUCAAAGGGUCAGAGCGCUCCAUCACCAUGCGGGAUCUCAACGAGAUGAAGUAUCUGGAGAGGGUUAUCAAGGAAGCCCUGCGACUCUAUCCCAGUGUACCGAAUAUCGGAAGGAUACUGAAAAAGGACACUAAAAUAGGGGACUACCUUGUACCGGCAGGCUGCAUGGUCAAUCUUCAGAUCUUCAACGUGCACCGUAAUCCUGACCAGUACCCAAACCCUGAAAAUUUUGACCCAGACAACUUCCUGCCAGAGCGAGUAGCAAAGAGGCACCCCUAUGCCUACAUCCCCUUCAGUGCUGGUCCAAGGAAUUGCAUAGGUCAGAAGUUUGCUCUAUUGGAAGAGAAGACGGUGCUGUCGAGCAUCCUGAGAUGCUUCAAGGUCCACGCAGUUGAGAACUGGAGAAAUCUCACCCUGUUAAAUGAACUUAUUCUGAGGCCAGAAAGUGGCAUCAGGGUGCGACUGUCGCCGCGGGCAAUUACUAUUUGCUGAUCUCAUGCCAUGUAGCUGAGAUAGAAAAACGAAGAGAACAGAAGCAACAUUUGUGUUCAAGCAACCUCAACCCUUAUGCCACCUGUAGGACACUUUCUUCAGUUUGUCAUACAACAAAGCCCAAUGCAUGUUGCAUCAUGUAACUUACCAUAAUUGUUACCUUCAUCAAACAAUAGGAAAGAAUUUCACAAACUUUUUCACUUACAAUAGGACAACCAGGGUGCCUCAGUGAAUACAGUGAUUAGGAAUGAACCACCCUACUGAUUAGUGCUUUCUAACAAACCUGAGCAGAUGCCUCCCACUUUUUCACCUGAGGAUGGCAAGAGAUCCACUUCCCAAAACGCUGUGUUUUUUUGAAAAACUUAGAAAAGGACGAAGUAAAAAAAUUCAGUAAUCCAAGGUGUAAUAUACCAGUCAGAACCCUUUAGAAAUAAUACCUCAUUAAGUGCUGACAGUAACACUUUUCGUACAGUACUUCUUACAUAUUGAAAAGUUAUCAGCAUCCAUUUAUAGAAUUAAAGUCAGUGAGAACUUAAAGAGGUUCGUUCAUUGACUCUGCAGUUGGAGCCAUAUCUGAAUAUAUUUCCCUGAUGGAUUCACACAACACAGAAGCAUAUACUUGUCACUUACAUUUGACUCUACAAUUAUUAUUGGUAGAUGAAUUUCUCAUACUCAGAAUUUGGGUCUCCAUGAUCAUUACUGUGUUGCCUCUUUAACUGUAAUUUAAUUUUUCUGAAUGUAAAUAAUAAU